GUUGAUUAAACCAUGUCUUCCAAACGUGGAACGCUACACGGAAUAGAGUUGGACGAAAAACCGAGCCCACUGAAAAAGAAGCUGGGUGAUCUAAGAGUUAAAGAUACUAACAUAUUAGGUGAUGGCAAUUAUGUGGAUGUAGAACUGGAAGCAGUCGUCGACAGCUCUAAUCCAAAGAAAAGAAAGACCCACGCGGCAAAACCUGCAGAAUCUCCCGCGUUGAAUUGCCCACCGAUUAAUGCUCAAGACUAUGACUUUGCCGAGCCUUCGACCAAUGAGAAACUUGAUUGCCGGGCCCAAGAUUAUACCGAAGGCGUCACCGAAGUCACAACUUCAGAAAUCCUUACCGAGAACAUGGAGCUUCCUACUCAAUUCUUGGAUGUCGAUGGACUGUUAGCUGACAACUUGGAGUGGUGGAACAUUGUCCCACAUGAAAGUGAAGCUGAUGAUGCUGGCAAUGAAGCUGAUGAUGAAGUUGGGGCUGGCGGUCAUUAUGUGCCUGUCAAAGUUCUGGAUUCAGAUGACAUUAAUGAUUUCUUUGAUCAAUCUGAAUUGCUUGAAGAAUUAAAAGAGUUAAGUAACAUGCAAAAAGCUAUGUCUGCUAUGGCUAGGGAUCAAGACGAGUCAGAUGAACAAUUAUUUUCAAAUUCACAACUUACUGUGAAGGAAACUGUCAUUUUGCUUUUGGGGAUUAUCACAAGGCACCAACUUUCUGGAGUUGCCCUUGAUGACAUUUUGGCUUUAAUCCACCUUAUUUGCCCCAAAGAAAACAGAAUGCCAAAAGAUUCCAAAGAAGUUUUCUCCUUUUUCCAAACUCAGUCACAAAAAAUUGUUAAACAUUUCUAUUGCCCAAACAAGAACUGCCAAUCAUAUGUUGGUACCAUGUUACCUGCAGAAGAAACAUGUGGCCUUUGUCGGUUGAAGUUAACACAGGAGGCAAUGUUUCUGGAAAUACCAGUACAAGAACAACUAAAGACAGUCCUGACAGGUACAUUGGCAAUUUUAAUGCAAUUAAGUGUUAAAAUUGAUGGAAUUGAAGAAAAGACUAUUAAAGGUAUCCUCCUUGAUACAACCAUGGACUCUCCAGCAAGAUCUUUUUGGUUAAACACAAGGCAGUUCAAUGGGUACAAUGGGUGCAGCACAUGUACUGAGCCUGGGGAACAACUGGACCUUGGACCAGGAAAGAAAAAUGCUAGACGACAAUGCCACAUUUACCCCUUUAAUAAAGAAUUUGCACAAACCACGGGACAUGCUGAACUUAGGACACAUAAUGUGGUCAAGCAUCAGGCUCUUUACUUAUUGGCAUGUCUCAAAUUUCUGAAAGAGGAAAGGUUUAUGACCGAGGAAGGGAGCCUUUUACAUCUAGCUUUCCUUGUUGGUGGAGUUUACCGCCUUUUAGAGGACAGUAUUUCUGAAACAGACAUGCAAGAGGCUGGCGUGUUCCUAAAACUUUAUUGUGCACAAGCACCAUUCUUAUACG
Molecule: messenger RNA, 1480 nt
Organism: Orbicella faveolata
Lineage: Eukaryota; Metazoa; Cnidaria; Anthozoa; Scleractinia; Merulinidae
Source: RefSeq, a predicted model, not a curated record